ACUCAUAUUUUUGUAGUAUGCGUUAGCUCUUGGAAAAUUCACAAUGUGUUUUCUGGGAAAAGAAUAGACGUCAAAUAAACCGCGGAAACUUUAAGUUGGCUUCUAAAUCGAGAGUUUUCCUGACUAUCAAGCCGUUUUUCCAUGGAAGAAGAGCUGUUGUAUCCCUUUCUGCCAACUGUGGAAGCAGUUGUGCAACGAGCAAAUGAAUGGAAAAAAUUUGAAGAGAAAUACCGAAACAUUGAAGAGGAGCUGGAUGAUUUUGGAAGCUACGAAGAAGAGGAAAUUUCUGAAGAGCUUGACAAUGAUAUGGAAGAAGAAAUUGAAGCUGAGGAGGUGCCUGUUGAAACUGAGGGUAGUCUUGCACUAGUUAAGCAAUUUGAUCCCCUUGAGAUAUUUGAAAAAUCCCUGCCGUUGAUUAAGAAGAAAAAUUUAAUUCUUGACAAUCAAAUCCGGAAAAUGGAAUAUCAGAAGAAAGGGAAGAAGGUGUCGGAUUGGCUGAAGAACAACUUCCGGAAUAUGGAUGGAGAUACAUCCUCAGCUUUCUGGGGUAAUAAUAUUUCAGGUCAUUUUCGGAUGGCAAACUUCAGUUCGUCAUAUAUGGAGAUGGAAUCAAAUAAUUCCACAACGUCUGUUGAUGGAGCGGCAUAUAUUUUAGCCAACAAGAAUAAGAGAAUCCAGAGAACUCAUCAUAUGACCAUCAAUGAAUAUUGCUACCAGGAUGCACACCAAUGGGCACCAGUGGAAAUUCGUCAGUGUCCACUGUCUGUUGAAUUCACAAGACAACCUCUGGCUCUCGAGUCUUCCAGGCAACCUCUAGCCAUCGAGUAUUCGAAGCUUCCGCAGGAAAAUUCAACGCAAGAUCAACGCAAGGACAAACAGAAGGCGACAAGGAAGAGGACAAGAUUUGGUGCGUUUGAGUGCUCUACGUCUGACUCCAGCGAAUCUGACGAAGAACGUGAAUGGGUGCGGCAGAAAGUGAAGCUUCCGAAGAUGGCGCGGUCGACUCGUAAAAUUUUUGACUCUGAUUCCAGCACGUCAAGCAAGGAAAACAAAAGCGAUAGUCCUAAGGAUUCCCCGAAGAGAAGACCAAACAGUGCUCAACAAAUCGUCAUUUACAGUCCAGAGCAGUGUCAGGUAUCUCAAAAGAGCAUAAGGAUCACCAUGGAGAUGCUGGCUGAGAAGAUUGGCUGGAAAAUGGCUAGAGAGAUGAAGAACGAUUUCUACCUCAGGCAUACAAUUCCAACUUCGUCCACAUUGAUUUUUGACAUAUUUGAACGAAGGUUUACUCAGAUCUCCAACACUAAAUCCCCUGCUAGCCCCAUAAAGUCGCCGGAACAGCUAAAGGAAGCGACGGACAUGUCCCCGCAGCGUGACAUCGUGAUCUACGCACCUCCACCAGAUCGGGUAAAAUCUCGCAGAAAAAUUAGGAUAACCCUGGAAAUGCUGAAAAGAAAAUUAGACCCAGACAUUGUGGAGUGUUUGCGAGACAGUCCAAUUCUCAGAUUUCCAUUUCCCGAAGGUUCAAAGCUCCUCUUCAGUCGCCAUUGGAAAAUGCUCUAUGAGGAAUUUUAACCCUCUCUAACUCAUUCCGGACCACAAUAUAUCCAGCGAACGAAUUUCAGUUAAACUCACUUUAUUGUAACUCUUAAGUGGUCAAAUAUGAUACUAGAUAGAUAGA
This is a messenger RNA of Phlebotomus papatasi, 1678 nucleotides long. RefSeq lists its product as uncharacterized. The coding region runs from base 142 to 1572 and encodes 476 amino acids. Lineage: Eukaryota; Metazoa; Arthropoda; Insecta; Diptera; Psychodidae. The record is from RefSeq and is a predicted model, not a curated record. The transcript is spliced from 3 exons.